CAUAUCUCGCACCUCCAAGCCAUCUCCCCAUCAAUUGGACUCCUUUCUUCAUUAAAAACCGUCCUUUUUAUCCACCAUAACAUAGCAUCACGAUUAUUUCGCGCCUAGGCGCAUUAUUAAGCAGCGCAUUCUCUCCACAAGUCCGGGUUUCGCACAUCUCGCAACUAGCUAUGUCUACCCGGAAGAGAAGACAGGAAGCUGAGGAGGAAGAGGAGCUGCAGGCUCUGCCGAGCGACGUGAGCGAAGAGGAAGAAGAAUUUGAAGAAUCAGAGUUUGAAGCAGAAGGCGGAUCCGAAGAAGAAGAAGAGGAAGAGGAAGAGCAGGUUGAGCCUGAAGAAGAAGAAGAAGCUGAGCCGCGACACAAGAGACGCAAAACAGGCCCUGCCCCUAGAGAGAAAGAAGAGGAGGAGGAAGUAGAGGAAGAGUUAGAGGCAGAAGGAGAGGAAGAGGAAGAAUUAGAGCUUCCAGCGGAAGAAGAGGAGGAAGCAGAACUGCCAGAGGAAGAGGAAGAAGAAGAAGAAGUGGAAGGCGGAGCGCCACUUGAAGCAAAUGGCCAAGGCAAUCAAGAGGGAGGUGACGAGGAGGAAGAGGAAGACGACGAUACACCUCUAAUCAAAAGAGAUGUGCGCCACGCUACUGAGAAAGGGGCUGCUGAUGUUGCUGCCAAGCCCACUGCGCAGGUGGAACUUGACGAUGAGGAAGAAUGAAUUCACCGGGUAUAGAAAAGGGACAGUUACUCUGGUCCGUGUAUUCGUAUAUUAUUAGUAUGGCUUUGUAUUAGAACUGCUUCUCGAAUAUGGACGGAACUCGAUAGGCGAAUGGUGAUUUCUCUGUCAUGAAUC
Molecule: messenger RNA, 842 nt
Organism: Coccidioides posadasii C735 delta SOWgp
Lineage: Eukaryota; Fungi; Ascomycota; Eurotiomycetes; Onygenales; Onygenaceae
Source: RefSeq, a predicted model, not a curated record